Thamnophis sirtalis is the source of this 1703-nucleotide messenger RNA. It is a transcript of the gene ENOSF1, whose product is annotated as enolase superfamily member 1. NCBI's taxonomy places the organism in Eukaryota, Metazoa, Chordata, Lepidosauria, Squamata, Natricidae. The record is from RefSeq and is a predicted model, not a curated record. Gene Ontology annotation, biological process: amino acid catabolic process; carbohydrate catabolic process. Gene Ontology annotation, molecular function: L-fuconate dehydratase activity; magnesium ion binding.
AGUCGCUGUCCCGCUUCCUCGACUGCCGAACGCUGCCUGCGGGAUGGGGAGAGGGAGGAUCCGGGCUCUGGCUGUGAGCGACGUCCGCUUUCCCACGUCUCUGGCCCAACACGGGUCAGAUGCCAUGCAUCCAGAUCCAGACUAUUCCGCAGCCUACGUGGUCAUAGAAACGGAUGCUCCCAAUGGCUUGAAAGGUUGUGGCUUUACCUUUACCCUGGGAAAAGGCACCGAAGUGGUUAUCAGUGCAGUCCAUGCACUGUCAAUCCAUAUAAUUAAUAAAGAUUUGGAUGACAUAAUCAGUGAUUUUCGAGGCUUCUACAGGCAGCUCACCAGUGAUGGGCAGCUCCGAUGGAUUGGUCCUGAGAAAGGAGCUGUGCAUUUGGCCACAGCUGCCAUUUUGAAUGCUGUCUGGGAUCUCUGGGCCAAACAAGAAGGAAAGCCUCUCUGGAAACUCCUGGUUGACAUGGACCCUAAGCAGUUGUUAUCUUGCAUAGAUUUCAGAUACAUUACUGAUGCAUUAACAGAAGAAGAAGCUUUUUCGAUUCUUCAGAGUGGUUUGGCAGGAAAAAAAGAACGGGAAGAACAAAUGUUAAAACAUGGCUACCCAGCUUAUACCACAUCAUGUGCCUGGUUAGGUUAUCCAGACCAUUGCCUAAAGCAGCUAUGCACUGAGGCUCUCAAGGAUGGAUGGACCAGGUUCAAAGUGAAAGUCGGAAAAGAUCUCCAGGAUGACAUUCGGAGAUGCAAACUUGUUAGAGAAAUGAUUGGUCCUGAAAAUAUACUGUUGUUGGAUGCCAACCAAAGAUGGGAGGUGGAAGAAGCCAUAGACUGGGUCACUGAACUAGCUGAGUUCAAACCACUGUGGAUUGAGGAACCAACUUCUCCUGAUGAUGUUCUGGGACAUGCAACAAUUGCUAAGGCAUUAGCACCAUUAGGGAUUGGUGUUGCAACAGGAGAACAAUGCCAUAACAGAGUGAUGUUCAAGCAGUUCCUACAGGCUCAGAGUCUGAGUUACCUCCAGGUGGACAGUUGUAGGCUUGGAAGUGUCAAUGAAAACUUGUCUGUAUUGCUGAUGGCCAAGAAGUUUCAAAUUCCAGUAUGUCCUCAUGCAGGAGGGGUCGGACUUUGUGAGUUGGUCCAGCACUUAAUAAUAUUUGACUACAUUUCAGUGUCUGGCAGCCUUGAAAAGAGGAUGUGUGAAUAUGUAGACCACUUGCAUGAACACUUCAAGUCUCCUGUAGUAAUCAUGAAUGCAUCUUACAUGCCACCCCAGGACGCUGGAUAUUCCUCUGAAAUGAAAGAAGAUUCUGUAAAGAAAUACCUGUUUCCACAAGGAGAAAUCUGGCAGAAAUUCUUGUGUUCAUAAUGCAAUGUAAAACAAGUUCAUAUUCAAUUUUUCCAUGAUAUAGAUGAAAUUCAGCUAUUUUUUACAUUGAUGUUAUAUCAAGAUGCAGGAGUCAAAUAAGUGCUUUUAGAAAGCUUCCUCUGUUGACACAAAACAAAAAUAAAUUGUAUUGCCAAUGAAUGUCCUUGAUUAGUUUAAAAAUAGGAGGCUUUUAAUAGCUAAGUUUAAAGAAGUUAGAUGAUUCAUUUAUCUUCAAACUAUUCCAGAACUACAGGAUUAUGUAAUGGAAGAAAUUGCAUUUUAAAAUGUAUCUGCCAAGACUAAAUGUUCCAAGUAAAGUUUAACUGCAUGCCAUGAU